GUGGACAUUUGGCAGUUGUCAGUACUUGUCAAAUUGACUUGUGAAGGUAAGAACAGGUACGAAGUACGUAGCUAUGGACGGGAAUCAGACGGAAUCCAGCGAUUCGCAGUUUAUCUCAUUUCAAGACUUUCCAUCGAUAAACCAUGGAGACAAUAUUAUUGGUCAAGCACAGUUGAACGUCCACACAUCUAGUCAUCAAGGUUUUAAUAACCUAUCAAAUGACCCGACGGGUAUCGGCAUUAUUGAGGACCUUCAAGGAAUGCCUGAUAAGAGUGAAGCCACAUCAUCUCGUAACUUUUGGACGAUUGAAUAUUAUCAAAAGUUCUUUAAUGUGAACACAGAUGAUGUUGUGGAGAGGAUUAAACGGUCUAUAAUUCCACAUAGUAGCGACAACUACUUAAUAUCCCACAUAAGACCCAACCCAGAUCUUUACGGUCCAUUCUGGAUUUGCAUUACCUUGGUAUUCUCUAUAGCUGUUAGCGGAAAUUUAGCUAACUAUUUGCAAACAGCAAAUUCAAGCAACUAUCAUUGGAAGUAUGAAUUUCAUAUUGUGUCUCAUGCAGCUACUUGCAUAUUUUUGUACGCAUGGUUGCUACCAGUUGCAUUGUGGGGUGCAUUGAAAUGGACUACUAGCACGAGAAAUACGGAAGAAGAAUUAAUUGAGUCUUAUGCAACACCUGGCCUCUUGGAACUCCUCUGUCUUUAUGGUUACUCUUUAGCCAUCUAUGUUCCAGUAGCCUUUCUGUGGACAAUACAAAUUGGGUGGUUACAGUGGAGUUUAGUGGUAUUAGCAACCUUCUUGUCUGGUGGAGUUCUAGUAGGAUCUUUGUUGCCUGUAGUAGCAGGAAGAUACAGGGUGGUAUACUUAGCGAUAAUUCUUGGACUGCAUAUCCUUUUGGCAGUAGGAUUCAUGCGAUACUUCUUUCAUAUGCCAUCCAAGACCUACAACCCCCCAGUGGUGAAUCCACUUGAGUUAAGCUCAGUACAGCCGACACAACGAUUGUCUUCUGUCAAUUUGAAUUUGGACGUUGUCUAAUUGUUCGGCGAAUUCUCCGUCUUCGUGCAAAUAGAAUUAAUAUUUAUACUAUAUUUGCGAAACAAAAAAUAAAUGACGUUAACUGAAA
Molecule: messenger RNA, 1124 nt
Organism: Dufourea novaeangliae
Lineage: Eukaryota; Metazoa; Arthropoda; Insecta; Hymenoptera; Halictidae
Product: protein YIPF1
Exons: 4
Coding region: 74-1036 (320 amino acids)
Biological process (GO): vesicle-mediated transport
Cellular component (GO): membrane; Golgi apparatus
Molecular function (GO): small GTPase binding
Source: RefSeq, a predicted model, not a curated record